UACUUCUGUGGCCUGGGAAGAGGAAGUGGAGCACAGCAGACAGGGGAAAUGCCUGCUGAAUCUUAAGAUCUGCUUAUUCCCACCUCUUUUUGUAAAGGCCUUUCCCUACCUCUGUCCCCUGCUAACCCAAAUCCUGAUCCUCUCUCAUGACCAAUUGCAGAAAGGAAAGAAAAUCCCUUCGCUCCAAAAUGACAUCUGGAGAACCAAAGACAAGCCUCAAAAAUGCCUACCCAUCUGCCAAAAGGCUGGUGCCGAAGGUAGAGGGGGAGGUAGAAGCAGAGGACUACUGUACCCCUGGAGCCUUCGAGCUGGAGCGUCUCUUCUGGAAGGGCAGUCCCCAGUACACCCAUGUCAACGAGGUCUGGCCCCAGCUCUACAUCGGUGAUGAGGCGACGGCACUGGACCGCUACGGGCUGCAGAAGGCGGGCUUCACGCACGUGCUGAACGCGGCCCACGGCCGCUGGAACGUGGACACUGGGCCCGACUACUACAGCGACAUGGCCAUCGAAUACCACGGGGUUGAGGCGGAUGACCUGCCUACCUUCGACCUCAGCGUCUUCUUCUACCCGGCAGCCGCUUUCAUCGACGCCGCACUCAGCCACCACCACAGCAAGAUCCUGGUUCACUGUGUCAUGGGCCGCAGCCGGUCAGCGACCCUGGUCCUGGCCUACCUGAUGAUUCACAAGAACAUGACCCUGGUGGACGCCAUUCAACAAGUGGCCAAGAAUCGCUGUGUCCUACCCAACCGGGGCUUUCUGAAGCAGCUCCGGGAACUGGACAUGCAGCUGGUGCAGCAGAGGCGACAGGUCAAGCACGGUGCCAACAGCGAGAAGGUGUGUGCUGAUGAUCGGGGGGAAUCAAAUCUGCCUCCUGGAUGAGGACUUGGCUUCACAGCAGAGUGGCGCAGACGGCCUUCUCAGCAGAAUUGGUUAAAGAAGAGCAUGCAGUUCUGCACAAAGGCGCCUGUAUUAUGAUUAUUAUUGUUAUUAUUAUUACUAUUAUUAUUUUCUGGUAAGAUGGAAGCAGAAAAGGAUCAGAAAAUAUGUAGGCAUUGAGCUGUGAUUAAAUGUUUGGCAUUGUCUGAAAGUCAAA
This is a messenger RNA of Suricata suricatta (meerkat), 1092 nucleotides long. It is a transcript of the gene DUSP29, whose product is annotated as dual specificity phosphatase and pro isomerase domain containing 1. Bases 147 to 878 code for a protein of 243 amino acids. The transcript has 4 exons. Gene Ontology annotation, biological process: protein dephosphorylation; negative regulation of MAPK cascade. Lineage: Eukaryota; Metazoa; Chordata; Mammalia; Carnivora; Herpestidae. Gene Ontology annotation, molecular function: MAP kinase phosphatase activity; protein tyrosine/serine/threonine phosphatase activity. Gene Ontology annotation, cellular component: cytoplasm. The record is from RefSeq and is a predicted model, not a curated record.